UGUCACAUCUGUCACUGUGGUUCCAAUUUUUCGGCACUGCUUCUUUUGUGGACGGAUUUAAUUGUCGAGCCGAUUCGAUUCGUAGAAGGUCCAUUCCGAAAAGAUGUGGUUCGAAAUCCUGCCCUCGUUCGGUAUCAUUACGGCCGUGCUGUCCGUGCCCGGAUUCGCCCUGUACGGUCUGCACAAGCUGACGCUGGACAAUGCCUACCGACGCAACACCGAUGAGAGAUGGGAGCGUAUCCUCUACGUCCGGGACAUGAGACUUACGGGAAACCCCUACAAGUCUAACGGUUUGGAGGCCAUUCCGGAUCAGUAAACUUUGAUUGUAAUUGAUCUAUUCAUGUAGAGUAAACCGGAACUUGUUAACCACUAUAAAA
This is a messenger RNA of Culex pipiens pallens (northern house mosquito), 377 nucleotides long. RefSeq lists its product as uncharacterized. The record is from RefSeq and is a predicted model, not a curated record. Lineage: Eukaryota; Metazoa; Arthropoda; Insecta; Diptera; Culicidae. The transcript is spliced from 3 exons. The coding region runs from base 104 to 316 and encodes 70 amino acids.